Molecule: messenger RNA, 1806 nt
Organism: Haliotis rubra (blacklip abalone)
Lineage: Eukaryota; Metazoa; Mollusca; Gastropoda; Lepetellida; Haliotidae
Exons: 9
Coding region: 213-1400 (395 amino acids)
Cellular component (GO): extracellular region
Molecular function (GO): chitin binding
Source: RefSeq, a predicted model, not a curated record
GCAAGAGUUCCGAGUUGCCGUGGAGCUACUGCAAAGGGCGGGCUGAGCUAAGAAUAAAUAUAGAACAAGUCGGGUAGGAUUGCCGCUCCUUGUCGCACGCCUCACAGACGAUUGGCGUCCAUGUUUUCACGAAAUAAACGAGUUGCUGACAUUAUGUGAAUGUUUGGACGGGUUUUAACGGAGUUUCUCAUCUGACAUCAAAUUUAGUGACGAUGUGGUCGAUAAUACCAGUGCUAUGUCUAGCAGUUGGCCUUGGCGGUGUUCAUGGUCAGUUACCGCUUUGUGAUGAGGCCCCCUUAGUGGCGAACAUCGGAUACAGAUACAGCACCAGGGAAUGUGGACACUACCUGCAGUGUCACAAGCAGCCAUCUUCUCAGGGGACUGGCACCAUCGUGGUGUCCAGGAUGUGUCCACAUGGCUAUUACUGGAACCAGGACCUCGUAGGGUGCAGACAGAGCUCACAGGUCACUUGUCCUCUUGAGAAAUGUAACAACAUCAACGCCAGACACUUCAAGAUGGAAGGAAGCAGCUGUCGUGCCUACUGGCAGUGUAGUUCGUUCCGUAGCACCCCCGCAUGCUGUGAUCCUGGAUUUCGUUAUGUCCCAGAGCAAGGCUGUAUUGGGGAUCUGUCAUGCAUGGACCCAUGUCCAGGGUCAUGCGGAAGCAAUGACAUAUGCCGCUCCACACCCGACUGGAACAGACCCGACUACUACUUCCACUACGAGCUAGAAAGGGGCACCUGGAACAGAUACGAACGCAAAUGCCCAUCGCUGGAGGUUUUCGAUGUUAUUGAGUGUGGUUGCAUUGCUCCAGUGCGCGCAGGUUGCACUUCUGUGUUCUCGAUAAAUUUUUCGUUUAAUUCUACUGACGACAUUUCGAGGUCGGUUACCUCAGGAGUUACGGUCAACCAAGGCCUUGGACAAUUCAGUGACGGUAGCACCCUCCUCAUCAACAGCGCCUUGCCGACGCCAACAUUUGACCGUCCUCUUCUCCUUAAAUUCCGCUUCAAUGAGACGGUCGGGAGGACUGGGCGACGAAACCUCAUCCAAAUCCAGGACAACAUCCAGUGCAACGCUCUCACAGUAGACCUCAACCAAGAAGCCAUUGAAAUUUCUCUCACCCAUAUGGACAAAACAGAAGCCAAUCUAAUUCUUUCAACUAGGCGUUUCACUGGAUUCAUUGACGUGGUUGUGAUGUACACAGGCCGGGAGAUCUCCGCUGUCGCCCGAGCUGGAAACAACAUGCACUUGAACCGAGUCAGCGCUCCAGCAUACCGGGUGAUGAAUAGCCUUAGGGUGGCAUCCAGCUCUGUUUAUCCAUUCUCCGGAUUCUUUGACGAUGUCUCUCUCUACAACUGUCAUCCAAAGGGGCGACUCGUCGAUCUGCUGGACUUCGUCUGAAGAGCCUUUCAAAAUGCAUUCGUUAUUUCCCUUGCCACACGCCGUACAAAAAUGCUGGACAUAUUUAACAAAUCACGAACAAAAGCUGCUCAUCACCAUUUCAAUACUCACGAUUAAGUGCUUUGUAGCCGUUUUUCUGUUGUUCUUUGUACAUAGUGUAUAACUUAGUGAUAUUUUACAAUUUUGCCAUAGAUCGUGUCCAGGAAACAUAUAGCCAAUUAAGUGUGUAAACAUUACAUGGUGUGAUAUUAAGGAAUAGAAAAAUUAGCCUCCGUGAAAUAGAGUGAUCGAUAUUGUCAACCCUAACCACUGUUCAGGUUCUUUAUAUUAAUCGUCCCAUUGUCUUUUUUAUGUCUUUUCGUUAAAAUGCUGUAUAUAAUUCCUGAAUAAAAAAAAAAUUAGAUAA